CAUGGUCCUAUUUGUACGGUCUCUAUAGGCUAAGCACUGCUAACUUCGCAUGCAGGUUACAGAUCUGGAAGAAAAAUAAGAAGAAUCUCUUCACUUAAACGUAACAACAGUGAGCAUAAUUAUUUAUUUUUUUUGGUGUAAAAAUAUAGGCUAUAAUAGCUUAUUAUUAUUAAAUUAUUAUAUUUAUAGCAGGCACUAUCAUCUAUGAUAGUAUUCUAUGCCUUCUACGCCUAUACUUAUACAUAUACGUUUAUACGUAGUCUAUACUGCUUAAAUAUUUUAACUUUAACUUAAACUUAAAAUAAUUAAUAAUAAUAGUAAUAAUAGUAAUUGUAUAAUACUAUAUAUAUAUAUAUUAAAUAUAAAUAGAGUAUGGAUGGAGUAUAGAGACACUCUCUUUAUAUUUAUAUUAAAAAAUAAUAUUCAAUAUUGUCACAAUCGAAGUGAUUUGAUGCACUUUUAAGUCCCUCAAACUUUUUAAACAGGUGGGGGCCAGUUCACUGUCCCUCCUCACACACUGUUGGGGGAGGACUACUAUAGUUUGAAAAAUGUAUGAGCCAAUUCAUAUGCACAUAUCUUAUUUCUAGAGCCAGAACAAAAAAACAAAAACAGAACCUCGGCCUGGGGUUAGGGCUGCAGAUGUUUUGUUUUCUUGUGUAGGCCUAUAUACCUAGUAUAUGCAACUCGCUGUGGAUUGCUGACUGCUGUACCGUUAUCAGCAUUUUAGAGGAUACCCUUUCACAACUUUACUGCCUAAGUGCCUUAUUUAAAGGCCCUAAAGGUGGGCACAGAGGCCAUAGUUUGAAGACACCCUGGACUGAAUUAACUGAAUAGUUAACUAUUAGGGCACUUCAUCAGCACCAUUGGCGUUAAAGCCCCCCCCCCCCCCCCCCCCCCCCCCCCACCCACCCCACCCCCCCCAACAUGUAGACAUUCAACCUCCUGAUAUUUUAUCAGUAACACAUGCCCCUCUGCCAGUUCUUCUUCUUCUAUAUCUUAAGGGCCCACGAUCAAUUUAUUGAUCAUUUUGGCUCCUAUGCAUGUUUUUCAUAUUGCUUUCUCUGAUCAUUUCUGAUUGUAAUUAGUUUGGUAUUGUGUAGACCUAUUUUUGUGUGAAUUUGCUAGCAAUACUUAAAAAACUAAAAGAACUGAUUGUGAACUUAGAGGACUCCCAUUAGGCCCAUACGUUCUCCGAUACCAAUGUGGAAGGUUGCAGUUUAAGGGUUCAACUAUUUUAGGCGAGUCAUAUCAAAAGUAAACUGGUAAUAAAACUAAAAACCUGUUUUGUGUCCUUGAUUUUCAGAUUUAUACAGAAUAAUAAAUAUGAUGGGAGUCUUGAAUUAUAUUCAAAUUUAUUAGCCCUGGUUUUAAGAAUCUGGAUUAUGACCGAGACUUGCAAGUUUUUGUAAGAAUCAUUAUUAAUAACUUUUUCUUGCUUCUAAAUUCUCAAAUGUUACUCUGCUAGAGGGAGUCCAUUAGCACCCCUUAUGAUAGUAGGCCCCUAUGCUCAGAUUUAGGACUACUUAUACUUGCAUGGCUUUGAUAACUUAAGUUAAACACCUAUUCAUAAACAGAAUAUAGUUCUAUUGAUAAUAUGUUACUGAGGUGAACAGAGCCACAUUUAAGAUUAUGUGAUAUGUAACAAUAUUUUAGCUACCAAGAUCAGAGUAGAAGAAGUCAACUAAUGUAUCCUAGUCAAACUUGAAUCCUUAGAGUUUACUGAAUUGAAGUAAAAUCAGAUCCUGUUUAUAUAUGUUUUUUUUAAUUACUGGGAUCCUUAAGUUCUUUCUUUGAUCUAAACAUAGCAUUAUGAUGUUGAUAACUAAGCUUGAUGUCCUUCAUACGCCCUUCGUGAUCCUUGUACUUUUAAAGUAAUUGGUUUUUGGAUUUAACACUGGGCAGAGCUUGUGCAGUAUUCACUGUUUGCCAAAAGUACAAGGCUUGCAAGCUUUUUACUGGCCUGAACAGAGUUUACCAAUUGUCUUUGAGAGGUUACAAAAGACAGGACAUUUUAACCUUUAGAACUGACAUGCAGUUUCCAAAACUGUUUGAGAGUAAAUGAAUUUGAGGGAAACAUAUUUGCAAUAGUCUAGUUUUAGAAAAGAAGAAUAAAAUCUAUGAAAUAUUAUCUGCUUACAUAUGGGGCUGUUAUGAUCUUCUUACAUCUGGGACCAUGAAAAGCAAAAGCUGCACUUCUGGCAAAGCAUAAAUUUAGGCACCCUCUCCCCCAAAAAAGUAUAUAAUAAUAAUACAAAUAUUGUACAUGAAAAUAGCGAUUUUGCUCUCCUGGUCCUUUUUGUUUCUCACCCUGCCCUCAUUAAAUAUAUGAAUAUAAUAAAUCAAUAAAGUAGAAACUCUUUCAUAAUAAUAUUCAAUAAUGGCAUGGAAAUUCUAUCCACACAUAAUGGGAAAUUUAAUUCCAGUUUAGUCAAUGCGACUUAUUUAAUUGAUUAAUUAUACUUUUUAAUAGAUUUUUCUCCCUGUAAAUUACUGAUGAACCAUUUAUGUCAGGGUUUCUUAACCAAGGUUGCCUGCACCCUGGGGGGGGGGGGGGGCCAUUUGGACAAGUCAGGGAUCCAAUGUUAUUUCACUAGAUUUUUUUUCAUGGGGGGUAUGGGAAACAUGUUUUUAAAUCGAGAUGGGUGCCGUGAUGCAAAAAGGUUAAAAAAAUUAAAUUGAUUAAAAUUUAAAGUAUGCAAUUGAUUUGAUGAGUUCACAGUUUAUUUGUUUGGUUUUCGUUGUUGCUUGAAUCUAAUACUGAGAUAUUUCAAUGCAUAAUUCUGCUGUUGCCAUAACAAUCAUAAGGGUUUUAUAAAUCAACAGCCAUGAAAAGAGAUGAAACUUUCAAAAGGGCUAAAAUGUAUUCCAUAAUGCUCCAACAUUAGGGUAAAAUGAAAGGCAGAGAUUAACUUAGGACAUAAUGCUCCAACACUAGGGUAAAAUGAAAGGCAGAGAUUAACUUAGGACAUAAUGCUCCAACACUAGGGUAAAAUGAAAGGCAGAGAUUAACUUUGGACAUAAUUCUUAAACACUAGGGUAAAAUGAAAGGCAGAGAUUAACUUUGGACAUAAUUCUUAAACACUAGGGUAAAAUGAAAGGCAGAGAUUAACUUUGGACAUAAUGCUCCAACACAAGGGUAAAAUGAAAGGCAAAGAUUAACUUAGGUCAUAAUGCUCCAACACUAGGGUAAAUUAAAAGCAGAGAUUAACUUAGGACAUAAUGCUCCAACACUAGGGUAAAUUAAAAGCAGAGAUUAACUUAGGACAUAAUGCUCCAACACUAGGGUAAAAUGAAAGGCAAAGAUUAACUUAGGACAUAGUUAUGGUCAUAGCUUUGUGCAUUUUUUGUCCCUAUCUCUGUACAGCUUGACAAAUUAAAAUAGAGAGGAAAAAAACCAGCUUGAAUCAUUAUGAACCUAACCAACUAUUCAUUUGAUAGCGGAUGCAUUAUUAUUCAAAUGGUUUCUGAUCUCAGUCUCUUGUAUCAUCCACAACUACUACACAGUUCAAAGUUUUGCUCAUAAUCCUGUCUCUAGACUAUAAAAUAAACAUUUAAUGAUGUCAGAUAAAAAAUUAAAAACUGACAUUAUUAAAUAUAUAUAUAUUUUUUUAACUGCCAAUAGUUGAUCGCAGAACUUGAUCUGUGAAGAUCCAUUUAAUCAUCUGGGAAGAGCUCUUUGAUCACUUGUGAAGAGCUCUUUGAUCAUCUAUCCCAGGGGUCUCUAAACUACUGCCCGCAGGCAGCCCACGAGGCCCUUUCAUCCAGCCAGUGGAGAACUUUUUGUCUACAGAAAAAAAUUACACAAAUUUACGUGUAUCGAUGUGAUCCGUAGUGCGUUAUGUUUUCCAACCGAUCACUAUAUUGCAAAACUUUAUUCGCUGCUUAGUUUUUCUAUUCCCGUUCACAGUCAAAGGUAUGAUAUCACGCCAUCUAGUGGCAGAGUUUUUAAAUGGUUUGCUGCUUGUUCAAGACUUGAUUCUUUUGAUCACAGUUGCCCGUUGCGGUUGACUGCUGCAAUGAGGAGGUGUUGGUGUCAGUCUCAAUUAGCAUCUGAUUGUGAAGCAUGUUGCACUCUAUUUUAUUUAGUGAUAAUUUCCUUCGCGUAAUUACCUAUAAGUGUGUUAAAAGUAUUGGGAAUGUUGUUAGUUUAGUAAGAAUUUUUUAAAUAUUCUGAAGAGGAAACAUUAAAAGCAACAGCCUCUCUACCGUAAGUGGAUAGAUUUGACCACUAUAUUCAGGUAAGUUUAACUUAAGAAAUCAUAAGAAUUUUAAAAAAUUGUUUUGGGUCAUUUGCAGAUAAAAUUGUGAUGAAAUUAGGUAGCAUAAUCAGGUUUUUUGAGCAAUAUUGUGUGCAAGAUAUUUUCAGUUUCACUAUUUAUUCAUGUUGAAUUCCUUUUAUUUUAGUGCCCAGUGAUGGCCGAGAAGAGGAAAAAAACCAUAGAUGUUGAGUGUCGACAAUUUUAAGAAUAAUGGAGUUUGACAAACUUCUUCAUCAAAUCAGGCGAGAAUGGAUUGUGUGUGAUUUGCAGCGACACCGUGGGUGUGAUGAAAGAAUAUAACCUGCGCCGUCAUCAUCAAAGCAAACAUCGGGAGAAAUAUGCACAGUUGGAGGGUAAAUUUCGUGCCGAAAAAUUUUCUAAAUUACAGAAUCAACUCACAUCUCAGAGGACAUUGUUUGGUAAAUCCUUAAAUGAAAAUCUAUCCUUAACUAAGGCCAGUAAUAAAAUUGCCUAGGUCCUGGCUAAAAGCGGCAAACCGUUUACAGAUGGUGAAGUAGUGAAGGAAUGUUUGUUGGUGGUGGCUGAGGAACUUUGCUCAGAAAAGUAAAAACAAUUUAAAAGUAGCUUUUGAUGCAAAUACCAUUGCCUGCAGACAUGAUGCAGACGUGGGUGAAAACUUUGUGACUCAACUAGCGAAAAAUACAAGCAAGUUUUGCUAUUUUUCAAUUGCAAUGGAUGAAUCGCUGGACAGCUGUACCACCUCUCAACUGCUUGUCUUCAUCAGAGGUGUGGAUGAAGACAUGAACAUAACAAAAGAGCUGGUAUCCCUACAUAGCAUGUAUGACACUGUUACCGGAGAGGAUAUAUUCAAUUAGUUGAAAAAAACAUUUGCUGAUUAUGAUUUGGACUGAACUAACCUGACUGUUGAUGGAGGAAAAAACGUGAGUGGCAUAAUGAAAUGCUUGGAUGGACAAGUGAAGCAGAUGUGUAAUGAGAAAAACAUUCUACAACCAAUGUUCCUGCACUGUGUUAUUGAGCUAAAUAUAUGGACAUUAGCAGUGUACUGAAUACUGUGGUGAAGAUGGUGCAUUUAAAGGUCACAUGGGCUCAACCAUAGAAAGUUCAGAGACCCGUUGAAAGAUAAAGACACAGAAUUGCAAGAUUUACCAUAUUACACAGCAGUAAGAUGUCUAAGUUGUGAGAAAGUUCUGAGCAGAGUAUUGAAGUUUAGAAUGGAAAUAGGUGACUUCCUGGAAAAUAAAGGCAAGCCACAGCCAUUAUUGUCUGAUAAGAGAGUAUGUAUGGAAGUUGGUCUUUGCUGCAGACAUAACUAGUCUGGAUUUUGAAGAACAAUUUGAGAACAAGCUCAGGUCACUGUUAGGGAAUCAAAUCUAAAGCCAGAAAUGUCUGCUAUUUUGGCAUCCAGGAAACAAUUUCACCCUUCCCACUAAUUAAGGUGUUGAUGUGUAGUGUAUCAAUGUGUUAUUAAAUAAUAACUGAAUAAAAUAAUUUUAAAUAAAUAAUUAAAAACAACAUCCAUGGUUUGAUUCUUUUUUAUUUGAACAUCGUGUUUGUUGUCUGCCCCCAAACUGCUGUUUGAUAGUUAACGCGGCCCUCGGGCUGAAAAGUUUCGAGACCCCUGAUCUAUCCCCCAGAUUUUCUAGUGAGGUUCUAUAUCAUGAAGGUCAUGGCUGAGGACUGGGUCAUGACCUCGUUCUAGGUCACAUCUAGGAGCGCAUCCAACACAGCUUUACAAGUCAAUAUCAUUUUUAAUUUCUGCUGCUGAUUGGAUGUCUCUCUGCCGAGUGGAUGUCUCUCUGCUGUGUGGAUGUCUCUCUGCUGUGUGGAUGUCUCUCUGCUGAGUGGAUGUGUGGAUGUCUCUCUGCUGAGUGGAUGUCUCUCUGCCGAGUGGAUGUCUUUCUGCCGUGUGGAUGUCUCUCCGCUGAGUGGAUGUGUGGAUGUCUCUCUGCUGAGUGGAUGUGUGGAUGUCUCUCUGCUGAGUGGAUGUCUCUCUGCUGAGUGGAUUCUCUCUGCUGAGUGGAUGUCUCUCUGCUGAGUGGAUGUCUCUCUGCUGAGUGGAUGUCUCUCUGCUGAGUGGAUGUCUCUCCGCGGGGUUUUUGAAGCACUUACCUCUUUGCUUCUCUGUUCUAUAAAAAGUAUCCCUCCCACAACUGAAAUUUACCCCCUCACACCACACACACACACAUAUACACAACCAAAACAUACGUUUCAAAUGAAGCCCAUUUUGGUAGGAACAGCUCAUGUUCUGAUCUAUUUUAGUUUUUGAGUACAUCUGAUCCACUGUUUGGCCAUGCACCGUUACACAUUAGAGAACUUGUGUCCGACCUUUGCAUCCAUCUGAUUACUUCCUUCCCACACACUCAUGAAAUGUAGCGCAUUAAGUAGUCAUAAGUAAUACUGAGCUGGGACCUAGAAUGUGCCAAAGCACCUACUUAAGUGGCAUUAAUUUAAUCAACUUGUCAGACCUGCCAGGAUAGACAUGACUUUUUCAUACAAUCCUUUAGUGUAUCAGCUUAUGAUUAGCAGCACUGAGAUUCAAUAAUAACUGGAAUUAAUCAUUAACUGAUUAUUUAUUGAACUGGUUUUCUUGAUAUUUUUUCCCUUCUUAGCAUUAAAUGUUUAGAUACCAUCUACUACUGUUUCACCAUCUACCACUGUUUUACUAUCUGCCAUCUACCAUCUGUUAACUCACCUCUCCCAGCCAGUUCACUGCCAACCUUUCCAAGCAGAUGUUGCAAGUUUUUCAUUGUCUUCCAUGUGUUACUAUGACCUGGUUUCAGUGGGGCUUCUGUCUUGUGAUAUAUAUUCAUGGCUGUCCCAGAUAUGUAAUUGUACAUCACUGACAUCUAACUGUCUUUAUUUUCUUUAUUUCACAGAACAAACAAAUUUAGUUAACAUGCCCAACACGUUGGAGUUGUCUCUCUUUCAAAAAGAAAAACUGCAAUACUACUUCAAGUUUUUAGGUUAGUAAAUAUAAUGAUGGUAAUUAGUUAAUAGAAUGAUGGUAAUUAGUAAAUAGAAUGAUGGUAAUUAGUUAAUAGAAUGAUGGUAAUUAGUAAAUAGAAUGAUGGUAAUUAGUUAAUAGAAUGAUGGUAAUUAGUUAAUAGAAUGAUGGUAUUUAGUUAAUAGAAUGAUCUUAAUUAGUAAAUAGAAUGAUGAUAAUUAGUAAAUAGAAUUAUGGUGAUUAGUUAAUAGAAUGAUGGUAAUUAGUAAAUAGAAUGAUGGUAAUUAGUUAAUAGAAUGAUGGUAAUUAGUAAAUAGAAUUAUGGUGAUUAGUAAAUAUAAUGAUGGUAAUUAGUUAAUAGAAUGAUGGUAAUUAGUUAAUAGAAUGAUGGUAGUUAGUAAAUAGAAUUAUGGUGAUUAGUAAAUAGAAUGAUGGUAAUCAGUAAAUAGAAUUAUGGUGAUUAGUAAAUAGAAUGAUGGUAACUAGUUAAUAGAAUGAUGGUAAUUAGUUAAUAGAAUGAUGGUAAUUAGUAAAUAGAAUUAUGGUGAUUAGUAAAUAGAAUGAUGGUAAUUAGUUAAUAGAAUGAUGGUAAUUAGUAAAUAGAAUGAUAGUUAAUUAGUCAAUAGAAUGAUGGUAAUUAGUUAAUAGAAUGAUGGUAAUUAGUUAAUAGAAUGAUGGUAAUUAGUUAAUAUAAUGAUGGUAAUUAGUUAAUAGAAUGAUGGUAAUUAGUUAAUAGAAUGAUCUUAAUUAGUAAAUAGAAUGAUGAUAAUUAGUAAAUAGAAUUAUGGUGAUUAGUUAAUAGAAUGAUGGUAAUUAGUUAAUAGAAUGAUGGUAAUUAGUUAAUAGAAUGAUGGUGAUUAGUAAAUAGAAUUAUGGUGAUUAGUAAAUAGAAUGAUGGUAAUUAGUUAAUAGAAUGAUGGUAACUAGUUAAUAGAAUGAUGGUAAUUAGUAAAUAGAAUUAUGGUGAUUAGUAAAUAGAAUGAUGGUAAUUAGUAAAUAGAAUUAUAGUUAUUAGUAAAUAGAAUGAUGGUAUUAGUUAAUAGAAUGAUGGUAAUUAGUCAAUAGAAUGAUGGUAAUUAGUUAAUAGAAUGAUGUUAAUUAGUUAAUAGGAUGAUGGUAAUUAGUAAAUAGAAUGAUGAUAAUUAGUAAAUAGAAUUAUGGUUAUUAGUAAAUAGAAUGAUGGUAUUAGUUAAUAGAAUGAUGGUAAUUAGUCAAUAGAAUGAUGGUAAUUAGUUAAUAGAAUGAUGGUAAUUAGUUAAUAGAAUGAUCUUAAUUAGUAAAUAGAAUGAUGAUAAUUAGUAAAUAGAAUUAUGGUGAUUAUUUAAUUGAAUGAUGGUAAUUAUUUAAUAGAAUGAUGGUAAUUAGUUAUUAGAAUGAUGGUAAGUAGUAAAUAGUAUUAUGGUGAUUAGUAAAUAGAAUGAUGGUAAUUAGUUAAUAGAAUGAUGGUAAUUAGUUAAUAGAAUGAUGGUAAUUAGUAAAUAGAAUUAUGGUGAUUAGUAAAUAAAAUGAUGGUAAUUAGUAAAUAGAAUUAUGGUGAUUAGUAAAUAUAAUGAUGGUAAUUAGUAAAUAGAAUGAUGGUAAUUAGUUAAUAGAAUAAUGGUGAUUAGUAAAUAGAAUUAUGGUGAUUAUUAAAUAGAAUGAUGGUGAUUAGUAAAUAGAAUGAUGGUAACUAGUUUAUUUGUGAUUGCUCAAUAAUAAUUUUGACAGAGAAUUGGCUUUCAUCUAGUUCAUUUUUAGAAAUGCAGCUGUGAGUUCAUAAUCUUAUGUCCAAUUUGAAUAUGUUUUUCAACAAACGCCUUAUAAAUUUCAUUUUCUUAUUGAUACAGCUUUAAUACAUAUUGCAAAUUUUAGUAAACUUAUUAUUUUUAACCCCUGAGAAAAGUUAACCUAUUUAAGAAAAACUAAACAAAUUAUACUCAAUCAAUUGAAUCUUUUAAAAUGAGGACUAACUUAAACCUAUGGUCACAGCCAAGCUGGCGCCUCGUAAAACACUGAUGUAGUUCGUACACAGCACAGCUUGUUCCAGCUGUUGUCUACUGAUAUUUCCUCUGUAAUUUAUAGAACCAAAUCAGGAUGGAAUGCUUGAAAGCCACAGCCUUGAUCGGGUGAUGAAGGUAAUUUGUUUCCGUUAUAUUUUAGCCGCUAUGUUUCAGUUAUUGUGGCUUUGGAUGGUAAUUUGUUUCUGUUAUAUUAUAGUUUGUUUUGAUAAUACCGUCAAACAAUGCUUUUUUAUGGGGGAGUUUUCUGCCAUUUUAGGGCUUGAGCAAAAGUAUUUGAUUCCUGUGAUUUUAUACAAUAUAUACAAUAUUAUACUUGAUUUUAUACAAUAUAUACAAUAUUAUACUUGAUUUUUAUACUUACACAUCAAGUGUAUCCUCAGAAUGAUUAUAAACUAUACUAUACCAACCUUGUCCUGUUUUCAAGUUAUUAAGAGUUAGUAAAUUAAUAAUAAUUGAAAAUAAUUAAUGAAUAUGAAAUUAAUGCUGUUUCAAAAUAAUUUUUUUUUUCAAUAGAAAAUAUUUAAGUUUACUGGUUGGGCAGCUGACAACCUUAGAGCUCUUCAAUGUAUAGAGAUACACCAGGCCUUCUUUGAGAUUUUAUUUGAAAAAUCUGAAGCAGAAUGUGGUCACUGUGAGUAUGCAAAAAAAAAAAAUGAUAUCUAAGGCAAUAAAAAAUUUUUAAAAAUAACUUUUAAAAUUUAUUUGAAUAUAUUGUACAUAAUAUUGUAGUUAUAUUUUUUUUUAAAUCUUGAAAAAAUUAAAAAAUCAAGUUUUGUUUAUUUAAUAGUGAUUAUUAAAGUAAUAAAAAUAUUGUUAUUUAAAGUUAUGUUUAACUUUUCAAAGCACUUGCUUUGUAUAAAGUUUUUUUUUAGAUGCCACCAUGGUAAAUAAGAAGUUUAGCAAUUCCGAAAAUUAUCAAUAGUUUACAUUUAAUAAUUAGAACCGUUUAACAUAAUGCUUAUUGGAAGUACGCUCAGGUGAAAGUAAAUAAUGUUUAAAGAGUUUUUUUUCCCUUGAACCAACAGGUGGCACCGCAUCACUGGAUGACUGGUACGCAAUCUGGUCGCACAUACUGCCGGGGUGCAAGGGUAUGAGCAACUUCCCCGUGUGGCUGAGACUCAUGCCCAAAGUUUUGUUUGAUAUGAUUGACAGAAAUAGUAAGUGCUCAAUGCAUCACUUGAACACAUUGGUCACAUGACUGGUCACAUGACUGGUCACAUGACUGGUCACAUGGUGGUAAUCCUAAGUUAAUUCUGUCUCUCAUGAGAAUUUAAAAAAAAAAAUUUCACCCUUGAAAUUUGAAGUAAUAAUAAAAUGCUACUUUUAAAUUAUAUUUUAGCCGAAGGAUUGGAACAUUUUUGUUGUUUGAAGGAUUGGAACAGUUUUGUUGUUUGAAGGAUUGGAAUAUUUUUGUUGUUUGAAGGAUUGGAACAUUUUUGUUGUUUGAAGGAUUGGAACAUUUUUAUUGUUUGAAGGAUUGGAACAUUUUUGUUGUUUGAAGGAUUGGAACAGUUUUGUUGUUUGAAGGAUUAGAACAUUUUUAUUGUUUGAAGGAUUGGAACAUUUUUGUUGUUUGAAGGAUUGGAACAUUUUUAUUGUUUGAAAUUGGGGCAGAUAUUGAGAGGCUGAAUUAAUUUUUUGUUGUCAAUUAAAUUAAAUAGAUGGCUGUUUAUACCUACUCUGUUUUGUAUCAUGUGACCUACUCUGUUUUGUAUCAUGUGACCUACUCUGUUUUGUAUCAUGUGACCUACUCUGUUUUGUAUCAUGUGACCUACUCUGUUUUGUAUCAUGUGACCUACUCUGUUUUGUAUCAUGUGACCUACUCUGUUUUGUAUCAUGUGACCUACUCUGUUUUGUAUCAUGUGACCUACUCUGUUUUGUAUCAUGUGACCUACUCUGUUUUGUAUCAUGUGACCUACUAUGUUUUGUAUCAUGUGACCUACUCUGUUUUGUAUCAUGUGACCUACUCUGUUUUGUAUCAUGUGACCUACUCUGUUUUGUAUUAUGUGACCUAUUCUGUUUUGUAUCAUGUGACCUACUCUGUUUUGUAUCAUGUGACCUACUCUGUUUUGUACCAUGUGACAUACUCUAAUUUGUACCAUGUGACCUACUCUAAUUUGUAUCAUGUGACCUACUCUAAUUUGUACCAUGUGACCUACUCUGUUUUGUAUCAUGUGACCUAUGCUGAUUCGUACCAUGGGAUCUACUCUGAUUUGUACCAUUGGGAUCUACUCUGAUUUGUACCAUGAAACCUACUCUGAUUUGUACCAUGGAACCUACUCUUAUUUGUACCAUGUGACCUACUCUAAUUUGUACCAUGUGACCUACUCUGAUUUGUACCAUGUGAUCUACUCUGAUUUGUAUCAUGUGACCUACUCUGUUUUGUACCAUGUGACCUACUCUAAUUUGUACCAUGUGACCUACUCUAAUUUGUACCAUGUGACCUACGCUGAUUUGUACCAUGGGACCUACUCUGAUUUGCAACAGUUUUACAAAGUUUAAUUCACAGUUUGAGAGAUCUUUCCAUGUUAACUAAAUAUGGUAGCAUGUGUAACACAGAGCUCAUUGGUGAAACAGUUUCCUAGCAUGGGUAACACAGAGCUCAUUGGUGAAACAGUUUCCCAGCAUGGGUAACGCAGAGCUCAUUGGUGAAACAGUUUCCUAGCAUGGGUAACACAGAGCUCAUUGUUGAAACAGUUUCCUAGCAUGGGUAACACAGAGCUCAUUGGUGAAACAGUUUCCUAGCAUGGGUAACACAGAGCUCAUUGGUGAAACAGUUUCCUAGCAUGGGUAACACAGAGCUCAUUGGUGAAACAGUUUCCUAGCAUGGGUAACACAGAGCUCAUUGUUGAAACAGUUUCCUAGCAUGGGUAACACAGAGCUCAUUGGUGAAACAGUUUCCUUACUGAGUUCAUAUAAAGUUCAAAAAUAGUUCAUACUACAAUUACACUUUUAUUUCCUUACAGCGGACGAUGUCCUCACACCCGAUGAGCUAUUCCAGUUUUAUAAAGAUAUGGUUGACCUUCAAGUUGACCUCAAAGACCUUGAAAAAUCAACACACAUGGCUUACAGCAAGAUGACUGAUGUAAGAGUUUCAUGGCAUAUUUGCUUUUUCUGGUGCUUGUGAAAAUAUAUUGUUAACGGCUGGGAAAAUCAGUUUCCAAAUUUAAAAAAUGUAUUUCUUAAACUGAUCAGAGAAACUUUCAUCAUCCCAGAUGUUUUGUUUGUUGGAUCUUUUCUUUACAAUUUUGCUCAAAGCGAUUGCCAACGACCUUGACAUUAAAAACUGUGAGCCAAUGAAAUUCUGUUAAGGAAAUUAACCUCAUUUUUAGUGGCUUUUUAUUUUCUUAUAACAGAAUGGUCGCUACCCUUUGAACCUAGACAGCUACGAGCAGAUCUUCGCCAACUUCCUGUUGGGCAGGACACCCCACGGGCCUGGCAAGUACAUCUUUGGCUGCUUCAAACACGACUACGGCUCCUACCAGCUCAUCCAGCCGGCUGCUGAUGAUGACGACGCGUCGGCUAGUGGGUUGUAUCCCAAGGACAAGAGGCCAAAGAAAUUUGGCGUCGCAUUCACUUAAGGAAGGUGGAGUUUAUUUCUAGUUAGAGACAUUUAUAAUUGUUAUGUUGCUGUUGUGUAACUCUUUGCUUGUACAGUGACCUUGGCAGGUCAGGAUCAAUGCUGGGGACCUUUCUAAAGAAUCGCUCUGAUCUUUCAAACUCAUCACUGGGACCUUUCUAACUCAUCACUGGGACCCUUCUAACUAAUCUCUGACCUUUCUAAUUCAUCACUGGGACCUUUCUAACUCAUCACUGGGAUCUUUCUAACUCAUCACUGGGACCUUUCUAACUAAUCUCUCUGACCUUUCUAAAUAAUCUCUCUGAACUUUCUAACUAAUAGCUGGCACUUUUCUUACUAAUCUCUCUGACUUUUUUAACUAAUCGCUGGGGCCUUCCAUCUGGGCCCCUUCUAACUAAUCACUGGGGCCUUCCAUCUGGGCCCCUUCUAACUAAUCGCUGGGGCCUUCUAUCUGGGCCCCUUCUAACUAAUUGCUCUGACCUUUCAGGAUUUUUAUUUUGCCUGUUUAAUGUACAGUGGGCCAACAAUGGAGUUUCUGCUGAUUAUAUUUUGAAGCAAACAAAAAUAUUUUGCAUUUCAUCUUUUAGUUCACUGCUGUUCCUUUGUUAUGAUUGGCUCUUUUAGAAAUCACCAAACGUCUGCUUUUGUCUUCCAAAGUCGACCGUGUCAAUUUAUCCUCCCAAGGCUUUCAGCUGAAAUGUUCUCUGUAUUGGAUGAAGCUUCUCCGUGACCUGAUGCAGAAAAGGUUUAAUAAUGUAUGAGCAAAGAGUUGAGGUGAUAAUACAAACAUAUAAUUCAAUUGAUAUUAAGUGUUACAUUUGUAAAUGACAGUAUUUAGAUUUAAUUCAUGUAAAUAAUGUACCCGGUACCAUGCUUGUAUGUCGUCCAUGUACCAUGCUUGUAUGUCGUACAUGAACCAUGCUUGUAUGUUGUACAUGUACCAUGCUUAUAUGUCGUACAUGUACCAUGCUUGUAUGUCGUACAUGUACCAUGCUUGUAUGUCGUACAUGUACCAUGGUUGUAUGGUAUCCAUGUACCAUGCUUGUAUGUCGUACAUGUACCAUGCUUGUAUGUCGUACAUGUACCAUGCUUGUAUGUCGUACAUGUACCAUGCUUGUAUGGUAUCCAUGUACCAUGCUUGUAUGU
This is a messenger RNA of Lymnaea stagnalis (great pond snail), 13911 nucleotides long. Lineage: Eukaryota; Metazoa; Mollusca; Gastropoda; Lymnaeidae. The record is from the annotation of a GenBank genome assembly.